Haliotis rubra (blacklip abalone) is the source of this 2090-nucleotide messenger RNA. Its product is annotated as platelet endothelial aggregation receptor 1-like. NCBI's taxonomy places the organism in Eukaryota, Metazoa, Mollusca, Gastropoda, Lepetellida, Haliotidae. Gene Ontology annotation, molecular function: scavenger receptor activity. The record is from RefSeq and is a predicted model, not a curated record. The annotation marks the transcript as partial. The transcript has 7 exons.
UAUCGAUUACGAUUGUAACAAUAACAUCUCCAUAGAGUCCAUGACGAAGACGAAGACAUUCAAUCACUGAUGGAAGAAAACUUGACACAACAGUACGACAUCGAUGACAUACAUGAUUCAGCGCAAUACUACAACACAUCGAGUCACUCAGUCGGGAAACAAUGGUCCCAGAAACAAACGCCCCAAAAUAGCCGUCUAUAAACAUGUCGGGAAGUCACGGAAUCACUUUCACUUGAUGUUCAGUUUCAGUUGAUGCUUUAUCAAGAUGGAAAUGGCGAGAAUCCCGCUAUUGGUGCUGUUAAUCUAUAUACAUCAGUCAUCAGCUGAGACCCACUGUUUCUGGUCAUCAGACGACGGUCGUUGUAUUGACUGUCACAUGGGCUGGUAUGGGGACUACUGCAACAACAAAUGUCCCGGCUACUGCGACAUCGGCGGCUGUCACAAGGACACCGGGAUAUGUGUACAGUGUGACGCUGGCUACCACGCCACUAACUGUACACUAACAUGUCCCCCCAACUGUAGAUACAGUCAUGGUGACAAGCCCCCAAUGUAGUCGGGAGACAGGACACUGUCUGGAAAACUGUCUGGAAGGCUGGUGGGGAGACUGGUGUGAGAGGAAGUGCAGUGAGGGAUGUGAAGACAGCUCCUGCUACUUCUGGGACGGGUCGUGUUAUAAAGGAUGCAGGGAUGGUUGGGCCGGUGACAGUUGUGACACCAGGUGUCCAGUGGGGUGUCAUAGUGACACAUGUGAGAGGUACGGCAGCCAUAAGUGCACACAAGGAUGUCAACGCGGUGUUCACGGACAUCACUGUGACAAGCAGUGUAACAGACACUGUAGACAUCAGGACUGUUUCUAUGACCACGGUAUGAAGUCUACAGUCUGCAGACAGGGCUGUGUGGAUGGCUGGAUGUCUCUCGACUGCAAGAUGAGGUGUCCUGGUAACUGUGAGGCAUGUUCUCAAGAGACUGGGGAAUGUUCCAGGUGCAAGCCAGGCUACUGGGGAUCUGACUGCACAAGCCAUUGUAGUGUCACGUGUUCAAACAAGACAUGUGACAGAGGUGAUGGAAGAUGCUCUGGUUGUAUACACGGUUACUAUGGAAACACCUGUGAUACGGGUUGUGGGGCUGACUGUAUGAGAUGUCUCCAGGUAGACGACGGUUGUGGAUGUAGGGAGGAAUGCCACACGAUGUGCCUGCAGCACCAUCAACAGGGGAGGGCUGUGUCGUCGAUCACGGAGGGCUCCAGUGAUGAUCCGCCGGUCAUCGCGUCUCGUGGUACCUCUGGGGCGACCACUUCGAGGCCUAUCCUGGACUCUUCCAGUGGCUGUGUAACGUGCCCAUGGCCUGCUGACUACAGACUGCGAGACACCCGGUUGUGCUGCUGUGUGGGCUUGUGUUCUUCCGGCCUGGAGCAUCCCUAUGGCUCUCAAUCUUUCGUCUUUUCUUGUGACAUCGACGAUCUAGGAAUGGACAUGACGUACAUGUUGGUGGCGUUCUUCUGUGUGUCAGGCCUACGAGGAGUGCUCCUGGCUAUAUGCUGUGACCACUGUGAGGGCCAACCUACAGACGCUGAUUGUCAAAUAUGCAGGAAUAGAACCAGGACCUGUUCUGAAGCUUUACAGGAAACAACCCUGGUCUGUACAGACGGAUGUAUUGACGGUAAGAAGGGAAUAUACUGCCAGGAAGAUUGUCUGUCGACAUGCUCCAAGUGUGAACGCUACGGUAGUGUUUGUCUACAGUGUAAGGAUGCACUUAGCUAUGGAAAGAAGUGUGACAAACGUUGCCCUCCAAACUGCAAAGGUGGAUGCGCCAAAGAGAAUGGUAUUUGCACAACGUGUGCAUUGGGAUUUAGAGGAGCCAGAUGUGAAACACCUUGCAGGCCAGGUUGUGAGGUAUGUCCUCGUUACACGGACGGAUGUUUCACGUGUUUGUCUGAUCGCUAUUACGGCAAGGACUGCAGGUUUCCUUGUCCACAGAACUGUCUUCAAUGCAAGAAAGACACGGGAGACUGUACUGAGUGUGUGCAUGGAUACAGCGGGAAACAGUGCACCGAACAUGUACAGAAACUGGACCCUAAUACCGUCCUCAUC